Myodes glareolus (Bank vole) is the source of this 2860-nucleotide messenger RNA. The record is from RefSeq and is a predicted model, not a curated record. NCBI's taxonomy places the organism in Eukaryota, Metazoa, Chordata, Mammalia, Rodentia, Cricetidae.
GGCGCAGGCGCAGAUGCAGCGGCUUUAGGGCGGGCGUGCCGGCUGAGGCUACCUUGGCGGUGCCGAAGCUGCUUCUUUUUCCCCUUCCUCUCCCUGGUCUUCUCUGGGUGGUUUACUUGGUUUAGUCAUUGGUGAACUUGCACAUGGCAGUGAAAAUUUUGAAUGUGGUAUGUGCACAUUCCCAGCUGAAGUCAAAGGUGUUGGUUGUUUGGGGUUUCAGUAACAGAUGUUUUUGGUGCCUCGGGUUCUGCAUUCUCAUGCUUUCAGUGGCCACUCAGACAGGUCCUAAACUGAGUCCUCAGUUGCUCUAUAGUGGUUCCAAGUAUGAAGAGGCUGGUGUGUUUCACAGAGGAAACAGACCCUACUUUCUUCAAAGAUUGGCUUUGCCUCGGUCUUACUAAACUCUUCAUCUAUGGUUCCUGUUAUUUUGCGUUUAUACUUCAAUGGAGUUAGACACAGCAGCAUACAAAGUCAGUAGGAAAUGAAUUCUUUCUCUUGAUAGGUUGAAGUGCUUGGUCUAAAGUCAACCCUAGGUUGGCUCAGACAGAAAAGUGGAAAGAAAUGCUGAACUUUACCAGAUGUCAGCACCUGAAACAGAUAACGCAGAAGUGUUUUUCCAGUGUACCGGUUAUCGUGAGGACUCACACACAGCGCUUGCUCUCACGGGCCUUUGCGUAUGCAGGAUCAGGGAAGUCAUGGCGCUCAAUCCACUCUCUUGUUGGAGACAAAAAUAUUAUCCUGAUGGGGCCUCCUGGUGCAGGGAAAACGACGGUAGGCAGAAUAAUAGGUCACAAACUAGGCCGUUGUGUCAUUGACGUGGACGAUGACAUCCUGGAGAAAACCUGGAAGAUGAGCGCUUCUGAAAAAUUGCAGGAUGUUGGUAAUGAGCAAUUUUUAGAAGAGGAAGGAAAAGCCGUGUUAAACUUGUCAGCAUCUGGAAGUGUGAUUUCCCUCAGUGGAUCCAAUCCCAUGCAUGAUGCUAGUAUGUGGCAUCUGAAGAAAAAUGGGAUUGUUGUGUACUUGGAUGUACCUCUAGUGGAUAUAAUUAGUCGUCUGAAAUCACUGAAAGCUGGCAGGAUUGUUGGUCAGAACUCUGGAGCAUCCCUGAGAGACUUACUGCGGCACACAAGACUGUACUAUAAGAAGUGGUACGACACUCGAGUCUUCUGUGAGAGCGGGGCUUCUGCCGAGGAGGUUGCUGAUAGAGUGCUGGACGCGGUGAAAAGAUACCAAGAUGUGGAUUCAGAGACAUUCAUUUCAACAAGGCACGUGUGUCCUAAAGACCUUGACAAGAAGCCUCCACCAAAAUACUUCAGUGAAGCUGUGAUUGAGGGAUUGGCUUCUGAUGGCGGACUCUUUGUCCCUGAGAAGGAGUUGCCGAAAUUAAGCUGUGGGGAGUGGAAAAACCUAAUAGGAGCGACCUACAUAGAAAGAGCACAGAUCCUUCUGGAAAGGUGUAUUCACCCUGCAGACAUACCGGCCACCAAGUUGGGAGAAAUGAUUGAAACUGCUUAUGGGGACAACUUCGCCUGCUCCAAAAUUGCCCCCGUCAGGCAUCUGUCGGGCAACCAGUUCAUCCUGGAGCUGUUCUACGGGCCCACAGGGUCCUUCAAGGAUCUGUCCUUACAGCUCAUGCCUCACAUCUUUGCCUACUGUAUCCCACCAAGCUGCAAUUAUGUGAUCCUUGUAGCGACUGCAGGAGACACGGGGAGUGCGGUCUUAAAUGGGUUUAGCCACCUUAGUAAAAGUGACAAGCAAAGGACAGCUGUGGUCACAUUUUUCCCAGAGAAUGGAGUGAGUAGUUUUCAAAAAGCACAGAUAAUUGGCAGUCAGAGAGAAAACGGAUGGGCAAUAGGCGUCAGGUCAGAUUUCGAUUUUUGCCAGACAGCUAUUAAAAAAAUAUUUAAUGAUUCUGAUUUUACUGGCUUUCUGACUGUGGAAUAUGGAACAGUCUUAAGUUCAGCAAAUUCUAUAAAUUGGGCUCGGCUGCUUCCCCAAGUAGUUUAUCAUGCAUCUGCCUAUCUUGAUCUUGUUAGCCAAGGGUUUAUUUCCUUUGGAAGCCCAGUAGAUGUCUGCAUCCCCACAGGAAACUUUGGGAACAUGUUAGCAGCAGUCUAUGCCAAGAUGAUGGGGAUCCCUAUCCGAAAAUUCAUCUGUGCCUCUAAUCAGAACCAUGUUUUGACGGAUUUCAUAAAAACUGGACAUUAUGAUCUAAGGGAUAGGAAAUUAGCACCGACCUUUUCACCAUCAAUAGAUAUUCUCAAAUCUUCAAACCUGGAGCGACAUUUAUACUUGAUGGCUAACAAAGAUGGACAGUUAAUGGCAAAUUUAUUUAAUCAGUUAGAGAGCCAACUUCACUUCCAGAUAGAGAAGAUGCUCGUCCAGAAGCUGCAGGAGGACUUUGUUGCUGACUGGUGUUCUGAGGGGGAGUGCCUCGCAGCCAUCAGCAGUACCUACAACACGGCAGGGUAUAUUCUGGAUCCACACACGGCUGUUGCAAAGGUGGUUGCAGACAGGAUGAAAGACAAAACCUGCCCGGUGAUCAUCUCAUCGACAGCUCACUACUCGAAGUUUGCACCCGCUAUCCUGCAGGCCCUGAAGAUUAAAGAACUCAAUCAGACGUCAUCAAGCCAGCUUUACUUACUGGGUUCGUACAAUGCAUUACCACCGCCUCAUGAGGCUUUGUUAGAGAGAAUGAAGCACCAAGGGAAGAUGGACUACCAGGUUUGUGCAGCUGACGUGAACGCCCUGAAGAGCCAUGUGGAAAAACUGAUCCAAAAUCAGUUCAUAAGGAAGUCUGAGUAGAGUAUUUUUCUUGGCAAGAAGCAAAAAUAAAUCUUGAGAGUUGGUUGGGACUACA